Molecule: messenger RNA, 948 nt
Organism: Tauraco erythrolophus (red-crested turaco)
Lineage: Eukaryota; Metazoa; Chordata; Aves; Musophagiformes; Musophagidae
Source: RefSeq, a predicted model, not a curated record
AACAAAGAUUUGACAAUGAAGGGCAAGAGUGACUUACAAUCUUCCUCCAAGGCAUCUGAGGAGGAAGAAGGGGAUUACGAGACUGUAAACUCUUCCACUCUGGAGGCCAUCCAAGCUUUGAGAAUCCUUCCUGCCAAACCUAUACAAGAAUCUGAAUAUGCAGAUAAACGUUGUUUAAGGCCUGCAGGUACCGCUUCCUCAACGAACAGCCAGCACACAUCUCAGCCCCCUCAAUACUCGGCUGACCCUGUGCCUCCCCCACGGCCUCUGACGACACUGCCAAAGCAGUAUCAGCCGCUUCCUCCAGAGCCGAAGAUAAGCAGCCCGUUCUUUCACACGAGGAAAAUGCUCAGCCAAGCUCACACCUUUCCAGUAUCAGCAAAAGUCACAAGCCUUCAAUGUACUCGGAGCUCUGAAGAUGUUUGCAGCUCAGGAUCCACGUUAAACAUAGAGAAUUUGUCAGUGAAGAAGUCACCAUCUCCUACACCGUACACAGCAUGCAAAAAUAAAUCAAAACAUUCACUUGUAAAACGGGAAAGGCAAUCUCUUACCCAUCCCAUUGAAAAGGAUUUAAAAGAAUAUGAAUGGUACAUUGGAGAAUAUGAUCGCCAUGAAGCAGAGAAAGCACUGUUACAGGAAAACACUGAUGAGACAUUCUUGGUUAGAGAUUGCUCAAAGAAAUCAAACACUGAACCGUAUGUUUUGGUGGUCUAUUACAAAAGAAGAGUAUACAACAUAAAAGUACGUUUUCUGGAAGACAGUCAACAAUAUGCACUGGGAACGGGGCUCAGAGGAGAUGAUAAAUUUAAUUCUGUGAAAGAAAUCAUUGACUUCUACAAAUACGUUCCCAUCACGCUCAUUGACGGAAAGGACAAAUCAGGAAUCCAAAGAGAACAAUGCUAUCUUACAUAUCCAUUCAAGUCACGCAAAAGAGGUCUUCUGCCUUAA